Lates calcarifer (barramundi perch) is the source of this 1938-nucleotide messenger RNA. It is a transcript of the gene efhc1, whose product is annotated as EF-hand domain (C-terminal) containing 1. The coding region runs from base 177 to 1841 and encodes 554 amino acids. NCBI's taxonomy places the organism in Eukaryota, Metazoa, Chordata, Actinopteri, Centropomidae. The transcript has 10 exons. Gene Ontology annotation, cellular component: axoneme; mitotic spindle. The record is from RefSeq and is a predicted model, not a curated record. Gene Ontology annotation, molecular function: alpha-tubulin binding. Gene Ontology annotation, biological process: mitotic cytokinesis; mitotic spindle organization; cilium-dependent cell motility.
UUAUGUUGUCGUCGUGCCGUUUCCUAGGAUACCAUAAACUUACCACGGUGGGGCUGCAGUGUCUGCUUUACGUAACAACAAAACCUAGUCCUAGUUUAAUCCACAAAUUACGAAGAAGCCAGUUAAUACAGCUGGUGGAGCUGAGGAAAUAAAAAGGUAAUAAAAUAAGCAGAGAAAUGUCUUGGAACUGGAACAGCCAUGGACUACCGUUUUUACCGGGAUACACUUUUCGGGAUGUGACGAAGUCAGCCUUCCAUCGGCCUCAGACACUGAACUACAAGAAUGGCUAUGCCCUGCCCCGUCGCCCCACCGUUGGCAUUGGACAGGAUCCUCUUUUAUCGGAGCAGUUGAUCCAGCAGCAAAUUAAUGAGUUGUCCUACGAGACACCAGACAUUACUUACGGCUCCUUUGAGGAGAGCCUGUUACAAGACUUCAUCCCAGCUCACGUGGCCUUUGACAAGAAGGUGCUGCGCUUCUAUGCAUACUUUGAGGAGGAUAUCCUGUAUUCCCCCAAAGAGGUGUACCGCGUGCGUCCCGUGGUCAUUUACUACUACCUGGAGGAUGACAGCAUGUGCAUUAUUGAACCCAUGGUGGAGAACUCUGGCAUACCGCAGGGAAAACGGAUCAAACGGCAGCGUCUGCCCAAGAAUGAACGUGGAGAUCAUUACCUGUGGAAAGACCUCAACCUUGGCAUGGACCUGGAGGUGUAUGGAGUCAAGUACCACAUCACAUCAUGUGACGCUUUUACAAAGGAAUUCAUGGAAAGUGAAGGUAUGCUUUUGAACGACCCCGAGCCGAUGCCAGAGGAUCCUUACAGCAAACAUCGCAAAAUCCCUCAGCCUUACUUCAUAACACCCUCUGAAUUCGACCACAUGCACCAGUUUCUCACUAUGGACCGCAAGGUGCUUCGUUUCUACGCCCUGUGGGAUGAUGCCGACUCUCUGUACGGAGAAACCAAGCCCGUCACCAUCCAGUACUACCUGGUGGACGACACAGUAGAGAUCAGAGAGGUCCACGAACCCAACAGUGGUCGGGAUCCCUUUCCUGUCCUGAUGCGCAGACAGAGGCUGCCCAAGAAAGUCAAACCACAGCCCUUCCCCAGCUGUGUGCUAGAGAUCUCAAAAGAUGAGGUGGAUGAGUUCUACUCACCCAAAGACUUCCAGGUGGGUCAAACAAUGAAGCUGCUGGGUCGUCGUUUUUUACUAUGCGACUGCGACGGCUUCACUAAAGAGUAUUUCCAAAAGAACCACCCAGACCUGGAGAUGAAACCCAUUGAAGUACCAAAGAAGGCUGACAUGCCUGAGGAGAGGAAGAAGGCGAUUCCUCCCUACAAUGGCUUUGGUUCACUUGAAGAUUCUCUCCAGAAUUGUUUGUCUCUAAUUCCCGAGCCUCCCAAGAAGAAUAUCCUGAAGAUGCUGGAGAAUGACCACAAAGUGUUGCGCUACAGUGCCAGGCUGGAAUCCCAGAAUCCUGAAGAUGAAAGCCGGCGUUUCAUCCUGUCCUACUUCCUGUCUGAUGACAUGAUCAGUAUUUUUGAAAAGUCCACUCGCAACUCCGGCAUCAUUGGUGGCAAGUUCCUGGAGAAGACACGCAUCCCCAAGCCAGGCUGUACAGUGGAAAAUCCUGAGUUCUACUCACCUGCAGACUUUGCCAUCGGAGCAACUGUGGAGGUUUUCAGCCACCGCUUUGUGUUGACCGACGCUGACCACUAUGUGCUUAAGUACCUGGAGUCCAACUCGAGCCAGAUCCCCUCUGAGACCCUGGACUCUUUGCGUCAGAAGCUGGUGGUGGGGACAGCAAAUAACCAGCCAGGUGAUGAGGCAGCAGAGCCAUCCUCUUGAUUCCAGGGAAGGAUAGAUUGCUCCAAGUGUCUCGGUAAAUCAGUCCACAAGAGUAUGAAUCAAAGCUCAAUAAAUACUCUUUGUACUGCAUAAAAAA